AUGUCGAAGAAUUCAACCGCUGGUUACGGCACAAUCCCCACCACCACCACCACCACAUACCUGCCCUCGCAGUCGUCACCUAAGACAGUGAUCGCUCGGGCUAGGUACCACACAGAGAAAUUCAUCGCCAGGCGUCGUCCAUGGCGCGAGUUUUUUGAUUAUACAGCAAUUACUCGGCCACUAAGCUACGACGACAUUAACCGUCGAAUCAAACAGAAUCUUAACUACUUUCAAGUGAAUUACGCUAUGGGGAUUCUUCUCAUACUCUUCCUCAGUCUGAUUUACAAACCUAUUUCUAUGAUCACGUUUCUGAUCGUGUUCGUCGGCUGGUUCUUCCUUUACUUCUUCCGUGAUCCUCGAAACCCUGUUGUGAUUAUGAACCACGUGUUUGAGGAACGCGUUGUGCUUAUGGGUCUGAGUUUGGUCACCAUCUUUGCAUUGGCGUGUACGGAUGUCGGAGUGAUUUUGUUAGUCGCUGUUGGCGUUGGCACGGUUUUUGUCGGGGUACACGCAGGAAUCAGGGGUACGGACGGCUUGUGUUCGGAUGAACAAGGUUCUGGAGAUGGCGAUUUGGUUUCGGUUGUUGGUGGCAAGUAG
Messenger RNA from Helianthus annuus (common sunflower), 597 nucleotides. Its product is annotated as PRA1 family protein E. Lineage: Eukaryota; Viridiplantae; Streptophyta; Magnoliopsida; Asterales; Asteraceae. Gene Ontology annotation, cellular component: Golgi apparatus; endoplasmic reticulum. The transcript has a single exon. The record is from RefSeq and is a predicted model, not a curated record. Bases 1 to 597 code for a protein of 198 amino acids. Gene Ontology annotation, biological process: vesicle-mediated transport.